UUGUCAACAUUUAUAAGGUUGUGGUAUUCAGGAUUAACAAAUAUUCAAAAUUAUGCAGGGAUCUGACCUGGUGCUGGUGAAAGUGUAGUGACAUAAGUGUGAAUGGUUAAAGUAAAUCAAGUGUUUGGAGUUUGGAAGCAUGUCAUUGACCUGUUUUGGCCCCAAGAGGUAUGUGAUUGGCUGAUUAAACCUUGGCUUCUGAAAGCGGGAGUGGCUGAUGAAAGUGUUGGCUCCUAGAAGUGCGUGAUUGGCUGAACAGAGACGUGAACCGCAGCUGGUAAACACUCACGUGGAGCAGACUUAAACAGGCUUAAGAGUACUUUACUUUCCCAGAAAAGCAUCAAUCGAAACACUGAUGUGUGCGUUUGAGAGAGCAAGAGAGAGAGAGAGAGACUACUUAAAGAAGAGAGAGAGCACAGCAGUAUCACUGAAUCUAAAUGAACAGAUAAAGUGUGCGUCGGCCUUUUGUAUUUGUGUCAUUCGACCUCAACAUGCAGCAAAUCUACACCCAGAGUCAUGAAGAGUUUGAAGUAUUCACCACUGUGCUGUCUCCUCAAGUUUGUCGGAAGAGUGUGAAUUUCAAGCAUCAAGGAGAAAUGGUGGUUGUGGUGACAGGAUACAGUGCAGAAUACGAAGACGAGGCGUCUGUCUGUGCCGGUGAAGUUGUGAUACUGCUGUAUCGGGAAGAUGCUGACUGGUGUUACGUACGACAGCCGAAUGGACGAGAGGGAUACCUGCCCACCACAUGCCUCGAAAAGAAACAAAAUCCUCUGCGGCUUAUCGUAACUACACAGAGCUCCAUACAAGAGUCGUCUAAUGACCGUCGUGGCUGCACGGGUGCAGAAGACGCUCUCUGAAACUGCCACGGCGGGCAUCAUUAUCAGGAGUGCCUGGCUCACCCCGAUUACUUCAGCGGCUGCUCACUCGCCCCCGUCGACGCAGUGAAGGACAUACCAUACAUACUGGCUCCAUCAAUCCUGCCUUUCAUCCUGAUUGACUCUGCCCCACAACUCCAAGCUCCACCUCUCCAUUUGCUCUUAACUCCACCUUUGCAGUGAUGCCAUAGAAGAACCAUUUUUUGUUUAGUUUAGCGUUUUUAGUCUGUAGAACCUUUUAACAUAAAGAAUUAUUUGUGCAACAGAAUGGUUUCAUUUUAAGCAUGCACCUGCAAUAUGCCGUUUUUUGUGACUGAACCUGCAACCAGUGUCCAGAUUGUUUACCUUUUACCUUACUGAGCAA
This is a messenger RNA of Triplophysa rosa, 1239 nucleotides long. RefSeq lists its product as uncharacterized. The record is from RefSeq and is a predicted model, not a curated record. Bases 492 to 857 code for a protein of 121 amino acids. The transcript has 5 exons. Lineage: Eukaryota; Metazoa; Chordata; Actinopteri; Cypriniformes; Nemacheilidae. Gene Ontology annotation, molecular function: protein binding.